GUGUUCUAAUCAGAAGGUCUGCCCCAGCAUUUCUCAGGGUUGGAAGAGGCCGUGUACAGGAACAUCCAGGCCUGCAAGGAGCUCGCCCAGACCACUCGCACGGCCUACGGACCGAACGGAAUGAACAAAAUGGUUAUCAACCACCUGGAGAAGCUGUUUGUAACAAAUGAUGCGGCGACUAUUUUAAGAGAGCUGGAAGUGCAGCAUCCUGCUGCCAAAAUGAUUGUGAUGGCCUCGCACAUGCAAGAGCAAGAGGUGGGAGACGGCACCAACUUCGUGCUGGUGUUUGCUGGCGCUCUGCUGGAGCUGGCUGAGGAGCUCCUGAGGAUCGGCCUGUCGGUCUCUGAGGUCAUCGAAGGCUAUGAAAUUGCCUGCAGGAAAGCCCACGAGAUUCUCCCCAGUUUGGUUUGUUGUUCUGCAAAAAACCUCCGGGAUGUCGAUGAAGUGGCCUCUCUUCUCCACACGUCCAUCAUGAGCAAGCAGUACGGCAACGAAGCCUUUCUGGCCAAGCUCAUUGCUCAGGCCUGUGUGUCCAUCUUUCCUGAGUCGGGCCAUUUCAACGUGGAUAACAUCAGAGUUUGUAAGAUUCUGGUGCAGCAUCCUGCUGCCAAAAUGAUUGUGAUGGCCUCGCACAUGCAAGAGCAAGAGGUGGGAGACGGCACCAACUUCGUGCUGGUGUUUGCUGGCGCUCUGCUGGAGCUGGCUGAGGAGCUCCUGAGGAUCGGCCUGUCGGUCUCUGAGGUCAUCGAAGGCUAUGAAAUUGCCUGCAGGAAAGCCCACGAGAUUCUCCCCAGUUUGGUUUGUUGUUCUGCAAAAAACCUCCGGGAUGUCGAUGAAGUGGCCUCUCUUCUCCACACGUCCAUCACAAGCAAGCAGUACGGCAACGAAGCCUUUCUGGCCAAGCUCAUUGCUCAGGCCUGUGUGUCCAUCUUUCCUGAGUCGGGCCAUUUCAACGUGGAUAACAUCAGAGUUUGUAAGAUUCUGGGCUCAGGCGUCUGUUCCUCUUCGGUCCUGCACGGCAUGGUUUUCAAGAAGGAAGUGGAAGGGGACGUGACCUCUGUCAAGGAUGCGAAGAUAGCUGUGUACUCGUGUCCUUUCGACGGCAUGAUAACCGAGACCAAGGGAACAGUGCUGAUCAAGACUGCUGAGGAGCUGAUGAAUUUCAGUAAGGGAGAAGAAAACCUUAUGGACGCACAAGUCAAAGCUAUCGCUGACACCGGUGCGAACGUCAUCGUCACCGGCGGCAAGGUGGCGGACAUGGCUCUCCAUUACGCAAACAAGUACAACGUCAUGCUGGUGAGGCUGAACUCAAAGUGGGACCUCCGGCGGCUGUGUAAGACUGUUGGUGCUACAGCUCUGCCUAGGCUGACUCCUCCUGUGGCUGAAGAAAUGGGACAUUGUGACAGUGUUUCCCUCUCAGAAGUGGGGGACACCCAGGUGGUGGUCUUCAAGCACGAAAAGGAGGACGGGGCCAUCUCCACCAUCGUGCUCCGAGGCUCCACUGACAACCUGAUGGACGACGUGGAGAGGGCGGUCGAUGACGCUGUGAACACUUUCAAAGUUCUCACCAGGGAUAAACGUCUUGUGCCUGGAGGUGGAGCAACAGAAAUCGAGUUAGCCAAGCAGAUCACGUCCUACGGAGAGACGUGUCCUGGGCUGGAACAGUACGCCAUCAAGAAGUUUGCAGAGGCGUUUGAAGCUGUUCCCCGGGCACUGUCGGAAAACUCGGGGGUUAAAGCCAACGAAGUCAUCUCCAAGCUCUACGCAGUGCAUCAGGAAGGAAACAAAAAUGUCGGAUUAGACAUUGAGGCGGAAGUCCCUGCCGUGAAGGACAUGCUGGAGGCUGGCGUCCUGGACACAUACCUGGGGAAGUACUGGGCCAUCAAACUGGCCACCAACGCCGCCGUCACGGUGCUCAGAGUGGACCAGAUCAUCAUGGCAAAACCAGCCGGUGGGCCCAAGCCUCCCACUGGGAAGAAAGACUGGGAUGACGACCAAAACGACUGAGUGGGUUAAUUUUUGCUGUAGUAGUAGUUGUAGUGAACUAGGAAUUGCCUGGUGUUUUUCUUAAGUUAAGAAGUAUUGUGUUUCUGUCCUUGGCUGGACAAUGCAGUAAAGGUGUUGUUACUAUCAAA
Messenger RNA from Myotis davidii, 2135 nucleotides. RefSeq names its product chaperonin containing TCP1 subunit 8 (gene CCT8). The transcript has 17 exons. Gene Ontology annotation, molecular function: ATP hydrolysis activity; ATP binding; ATP-dependent protein folding chaperone. Bases 121 to 2007 code for a protein of 628 amino acids. Gene Ontology annotation, cellular component: chaperonin-containing T-complex. Gene Ontology annotation, biological process: protein folding. NCBI's taxonomy places the organism in Eukaryota, Metazoa, Chordata, Mammalia, Chiroptera, Vespertilionidae. The record is from RefSeq and is a predicted model, not a curated record.